Molecule: messenger RNA, 1077 nt
Organism: Rotaria sp. Silwood2
Lineage: Eukaryota; Metazoa; Rotifera; Eurotatoria; Philodinida; Philodinidae
Source: the annotation of a GenBank genome assembly
AUGGAUGAAGAUCCUUUAAAAAAUUCAUCAUUAAUUACAAUUCUUAAUAAACAGAGUAAUCCAAGACCAUUAAUCGAAUGUUUAGAUAUUCAAUCAACAUUUGAAAAACGGAAGAAACAUAAGAAAUUUGAACGAAAUGAUUCAUCACGAAGUCAUGAUGAUCAAAUCAAUGGUUCACCUGGAAAAGUUGAAGUUGGUCGUUCAACAAUUGACAUUCGCGAGCCAAUGCCUGAACAUUUAAAUGCAUUAAAAAAUGCUUUUAAUAAAAUUCUUAAUGAACGUUUACUGUCAGAUAAUAGUUUGAAAUUACGAAAAAUUAUUUUUGAUAAAUUACAUCAAAUCAUUCUCGCGUCACGAUCAGAUUGUCAAAUAAAUUUAUAUGGUUCUAUAUCAUUCGAAUGCUGUUUGGAAAAACCUGGUAUCAUGGAUAUUGAUAUACAAUUUAAACAAACUCUUCAAUAUGACACACUUAAAGAAUUACUUGAAAUAAUAACAAAAAGUGAUUUAUGUAAAGAAGCUUGUAUUAAUACAGAACAUAAACCAUCGUGUAUUGACUUAAUUAUCAAUGAACCAAAUAUGCGUGUACGCAUUACAUCAGGUUAUAAUCGUGGAAUAAAUUUAUCAAAAUUAAUUCGAAUUUAUACAAAAUUUGAUUCACGUGUUAUUAAAUUACUUCGAUUAUUUCGCAUACUUUCAAAAACAUGUAAUAUAGAUAAACCAGAUUUAGGAACACUUCAUCCAAUUGCUUUUCAUAUAAUGGUUAUUCAUUUUCUUCAACAAAUCGAUCCACCUAUUUUACCAUGUCUACAUGAAUAUGUUUUUGGUAUUGAUCAUGUACCAAUAACAAUGAAUGAAAAUCAAUAUCCAGAAUUUUUUCGUAUUUGUAAUGUAUAUUCACGUGAAUGGAAAUCAAAAAAUACGACAGAUAUUGAAAUGUUAUUUUUACAAUUACUUUCAUAUUAUGUUAAAACUUUUAAUACAAAACAAUUUGUUGUUUCCAUACAAACUCGAAUGCCUGUUGUUAAAAUUGAUAAAAAUUGGCAUAGUAAAAAAUUACUUGUUGAAGGUACAUUUUAA